UUCCCUCAAAGAGGAGUUCAGCCUCAGGGAUUUUUUUCCCAAGACACACAGAGACACACUCCUACGGGAAAUAUGAAAGACACCUUCAGGCUGUCAAAGUACUUUUAUUUAACCCCUUUGUAGCCAUCUGUUCCUCAGGAAGAGCAGUUAUGUCUACCUUCGCUUUAGCACACAGAAGCCAUAUAGGAUGCAGGGUCCUGCAGUGCAUUCCAUGGAGAAACAAGAUGACAAAUACAAUGAUCUGGACACUACAGAUGGUUUAUAUAUGCUCCCUAAAUGGGAGUCACUUGGGGGCUCACCUCUGACAGAGACCAGUCAAUCCUCUCCCAUUGAAAGUCUUUAUCUCCUCCAAGAAUGCCCUAAAUAAAAAGAUUGGAGGGGAUUUUCAGAAUCCCAGAGCCUCAAUGCAUUCUCUCUCUGUAGGACAUAGCUCCUAUCUUUUGAUUUGUGUUCUACAAUUUAGUGUAUUAGUCAAUGCUAAUUUCCACUUUCUCACAUGAUGCUGCACAAGGUAGGCUCAGUCAGAUUAGCAACCCCAUGUCUGAUGGGCCAUCUGGUGGAGAGAUGAAAUCUAGGCAUCCAUUGGUCUGCCAAGUUCCGGAUCCUUUUCUAGUGAAAGUGAACACACUAUUCGGGAUCCAGGACAUCCCAGAUCAGAGCACUAAAAUGCAGCAGAUCAGAGGAGAUAAGUCCUUUGUAUCUAGAAACUUGAUUCCUAAAAGAAUUAAUCUAAUUUCCAUUCCUGUCCUUUUUAGAAGAUGCAGGAAAGGAUUUCAAAGCUGCCUUUUUCACAAGCCUAGUAAAAUUCUGCUUCCGGAGUAAAGUGAACGAAUCCUAUAUUUGGAGUGCAAAGUGAUCCAGUAAUGAUCCCAUAGUUUCUCCAUUUCAGGUUCCUACAUGCCACUGCACCACUGAUCAGAGAUUUUUGGUAGCAGGGCCUGUUCAGCUCAUGCAUGCACUCUCCACACCCUCGUGGCCUGUAGCAAGGAUAUAUAGGGCCUCACAGGCUAACCACCCUCAGUUCCUUGUCAACUCUGCCUGCUUCUACCUAGUGUUGUUAAAUAGUUACUUUUUACUUCUUUGUGUUUGUUCGCGUUCCUGCCAGGAAUCUAUCCCAAUUAGUAACAGACACAAUGUCUGGACUGUUUGGGGGAGAUCCAUAUUCCCUUAAAAUGUACAAUACGUACUUCAUUUAAAAACAGAUCUUAUAAGAUGAUGAAGUUCAGGCUCCCACAAUGGAACAAGCCUUUAAACUAGCUUCAGACCAGGGCUCUGGAAACUCCCAUGUACGAAGUUGCCCAUCUGUCCUCAGAUCACAGUCUCCCAGAGUUUCAAGGGGUAAGACUGCCAAUACCCCAUCUACCACUAGAUGCGAGAUACCAAGAGUUUCAAGAAUUAAGGCUUUUGACAGCCUGAUUAUCUCAGGACCUUGGUCACUGAGGAUUGGCAGGAAAAAGAUGGUGCUGCCACUUUGCAAUCCCAGUCACCAAAGCAUUCAGAGAGGGAUGAACAUCUGUGCCUUAUGUGAUACUGAGAGCCUCACACUCCAGCGUGAUGGGUACCAAUAAAAAAAGCAGGAGGAUUAAAUCUUCUUCAAAGAAACUUCAAAUGCCCAGUGAUGGAAGAGGAGAGAAAGAUUACUGACACAGCCCUGUCACUGCUGCUGAUUCUUUCUCUGGGGUAUUUAUAUAUGUUGCAGGCUGGGGGUGAGAAGGAGGAGGUGGAAGCAGUUGGCUCACUGUGACCUUGGCGUUACUAAGACUGACUGACAUUCCUGUGAAGCCAUGUGACCAGGACUGGCAGGCACAGCUGUAGCCAAUAGGGAGGGGAUGCCCAGGAGUGGCCAUUCCGAUUGAAUUUCACUCUAGCCAGUUGGGAUUUUUUCCCCCCUCUCUCUGUUGCACUUUUCUUCUUUCCUUCCUCUUUCUUUGUGAGGUUGGGCUGCAGACUGUUCUGAUGGGGUCUCAGUACAUGAGAUGUUUACCUAGUAGAUUUCAGAUUCUGCCUUAAAGAUUUUACUGCCCUCUACUCACCAUCUCCUGCUGACAUUCCUGCAUCCUGAAGCGUCUGAGGGUCUUAUGGCCCAACUCUCUAGAACAUGAAAUCCACCCUCCUGCUUUAGGACAUUUUCUGUGUUCUCUCUGACUUCUUGCUGCUGAUGUCUCAAAAGGUUAGUAUAUGAGGCUUUUUGAUGCAAAGGAGAUGGGCCAGGACCAGACCAAGCAGCAGAUAGAGAAAGGACUUCAGCUUUACCAGUCUAACCAGACAGAAAAAGCCCUGCAAGUCUGGAUGAGGGUUUUGGAAAAGACCACGGAUCCUGCUGGCAGGUUUCGGGUUUUGGGCUGCCUCAUCACUGCUCACUCGGAGAUGGGCAGAUACAAGGAUAUGCUAAAGUUUGCAGUUGUGCAGAUUGACACAGCUCGGGAGCUAGAGGACCCUGACUAUCUUAUGGAGAGCUACCUGAACCUGGCUCGGAGCAAUGAGAAACUCUGUGAAUUCCAGAAAACCAUCUCUUACUGUAAGACGUGCUUGAACAUGCAAGGCACCACUGUGAGCUUGCAACUGAAUGGCCAGGUGAGCCUCAGUAUGGGCAAUGCUUUCCUGGGCCUCAGCAUCUUUCAGAAGGCACUAGAGUGUUUUGAGAAAGCCCUGCGCUAUGCACACAACAAUGAUGACAAGAUGCUGGAAUGUCGUGUCUGCUGCAGCUUGGGGAGUUUCUACACUCUGAUCAAGGACUAUGAGAAAGCUCUUUUCUUCCCGUGUAAAGCAGCUGAAUUGGUGAAUGAUUAUGGAAAAGGCUGGAGUUUGAAGUACCGGGCAAUGAGCCAAUACCACAUGGCAGUGGCCUAUCGGAAGCUGGGACACCUGGCAGAUGCUAUGGAAUGCUGUGAGGAGUCAAUGAAGAUUGCCCUGCAGCAUGGGGACCGGCCACUGCAGGCACUGUGCCUUCUCUGCUUUGCUGAUAUCCACCGCAGCCGAGCAGACAUACAGACAGCCUUUCCUCGGUAUGAUUCCUCCAUGAGCAUCAUGACAGAGAUUGGAAACCGCCUGGGACAAAUCCAGGUACUGCUGGGAGUGGCCAAGUGCUGGGUGAUCCAGAAGGAGCUAGACAAGGCACUGGAAGGCAUUGAGAAGGCUCAAGAGCUGGCAGAGGGACUGGGGAACAAGCUUGGACUGCUGAAGCUUCACUGCCUGUGUGAAGGGAUCUAUCGCACAAAGGGACAGCAACGGGAACUUCGUGACCAUGUGGUGAAGUUCCACGAGUGUGUAGAGGAAAUGGAGCUGUACUGCGGCAUGUGUGGAGAGUCCAUUGGGGAGAAGAACAACCAGCUCCAGGCGCUGCCUUGCUCACAUUUCUUCCACUUAAAAUGCCUCCAGACCAAUGGGACGCGUGGCUGCCCAAACUGCCGCCGUUCAUCAAUGAAACCGGGAUUCGUGUGACCUGCUAAAUCAGUCAUUUUGAGAGAGCUCAUUAUUCUGACAACAGAGGCUAGAAGACAGAACCCUGGAAUACCAGUGAGCACUCAGCCUGGAAGGAUCCUACUUUGCAGAUGGAGAUAUCUCCUGCACAGGAUGCAACAAGUGCAUAUUGAUCUUACUCUAACCUGACAGUUUACACGUACCUGUGUUCUGACUUAGCUGUCAUUCUGGAAUCCCUGUGGAACCACUUCUCUAGAGCCAGUUUUUAAACCCUUAUCACCACUUCUGUUCUAGGUCUUGCCUGCCCCGUCUAGUGUGAGCUCCC
This is a messenger RNA of Pelodiscus sinensis (Chinese soft-shelled turtle), 3745 nucleotides long. RefSeq names its product receptor associated protein of the synapse (gene RAPSN). Gene Ontology annotation, biological process: synaptic transmission, cholinergic; positive regulation of neuromuscular synaptic transmission. The record is from RefSeq and is a predicted model, not a curated record. Gene Ontology annotation, molecular function: acetylcholine receptor binding; protein-membrane adaptor activity. Gene Ontology annotation, cellular component: neuromuscular junction; plasma membrane. Lineage: Eukaryota; Metazoa; Chordata; Testudines; Trionychidae.